Messenger RNA from Purpureocillium lilacinum, 1203 nucleotides. RefSeq lists its product as uncharacterized. The record is from RefSeq and is a predicted model, not a curated record. NCBI's taxonomy places the organism in Eukaryota, Fungi, Ascomycota, Sordariomycetes, Hypocreales, Ophiocordycipitaceae. Gene Ontology annotation, cellular component: peroxisomal matrix. Gene Ontology annotation, molecular function: fatty acyl-CoA hydrolase activity. Gene Ontology annotation, biological process: acyl-CoA metabolic process; fatty acid catabolic process.
AUGUCGGAGAAGCCAUAUCCGAGCGAGCGGCACCGUUCCAUCGCCGAAAGCUGGAUCGAGGAACGCGACAUGGCCGCUCAGUCGCAAGAAGUUCCACGUCAGAGCUUCCAGGAGGCGCUUGCCAUAACGCCUCUCCCUGCUAGCCAGGACGGCCAUGGCCGUCUUGUCAAGCGGUAUAUGAGCCAGCAGCCCGCCUGGAAGCCCGGUGACGAGCUACCCUGGGAGGCCUUGUUCUCGUCCUUGGAUGGCCCGCGCCCCAAGCAUGGCGGCCCGGGAGUCUUUGGCGGACACGUCUACGCUCAAGCACCUCUGUGUGCCGCGAGAGCUGUCGAGGAGGAGGAGGAGCAGCAGCUCGUGACCAGCAGCAAACCUCAGGGGAAGCUGGGCAUUCAUUCCAUCCAGGGCGUCUUCACCGCGCCUGGUCUCAAGGACCGGCCUUUCGUUUACGAGGUCGCACCGCUCUCCAAUGGACGUUCAUUCUCUGCCCGCAUCGUGAAUGCCCGUCAGACGAAGGAGCCUUCAACAGAACCUCUGGGUCCAUUCCCAGCAUCCGACGCCGAACUCCCUCUCAAGGAUGUUUGCUUCAGCUGCAUCACCACAUUCAAGCGGUCCCAUCCCAUAGUAGAUGACAUUCGACCAACUCAGUCUGCCCAAGAAAUAUACGCCGACAUCCUCUCGACUCGAGCUCCUCACGAGUGGGACCUCAGCCCGCAGACAGAUGUCGACAUCAUCAAGGACCUGUUCCCGAACGCCGGUCACGGAGCGUUUCCGAUCCUCGAUAUGCACAAGGUCGACAUGACCGAGUUCAAUGCUGGAAAGCCGAUUCCCGAGCGCCGCGAGCUCAUCUAUUACCGUCUAAUGAAGCCUCUCGACGAGGACGACGUCAACGCCCACAUCGUGUGCCACGCGUACGAGGCGGACCGGAACGGCCUCAUCAUGUGCGGCAACCACCUGGGGUACGGCUACAACCUCGGCGUUGCGGCAAGCCUGACCUACUCGUUUUACGUGCACGUCAACCCCGAAGAGAUGGUGCUCGACACCGAACGGUGGUGGCUUCAAGAGGUGUCCUGGCCCAGAGUAAACGCAGGGAGGUGCAUGAUGGAGAGCAAGCUUUGGAGUCCCGAGGGGAAGCACGUUGCAAGCGGGUACCAGGACGGCAUCAUACAGCCUGACAAGUUCUCCGGCGGUUACGGCAAGCUCUGA